CACACACGCUGACACGCGCGUGCGAACACACACACACUCACACACACAGACACGCCAGCGAGCUGCUGGUCGCUCAAUGGACCGAUUUCCCCGCUCUCCCUGAUCCCAGCCCAGCCCGGCAUGAGAAAUUGCAAAAUGGCCCGGGUCGCCAGUGUGCUGGGGUUGGUCAUGCUCAGCAUCGCCCUUCUGAUUUUAUCGCUCAUCAGCUACGUGUCCCUGAAAAAAGAGAACAUCUUCACCACUUCCAAGUACGCCAGCCCGGGGGCGCCCCGAAUGUACAUGUUCCACGCGGGAUUCCGGUCACAGUUUGCGCUGAAGUUUCUAAAUCCGUCAUUUGUGCCCAUUACGAAUUCUCUGACCCACGAACUCCAAGAGAAACCUUCUAAGUGGACAUUUAAUCGGACAGCGUUUUUACAUCAAAGGCAAGAAAUUCUCCAGCAUGUCGAUGUAAUAAAAAAUUUUUCUUUGACCAAGAAUAGUGUUCGGAUCGGACAACUGAUGCACUAUGAUUAUUCCAACCAUAAAUAUGUUUUCUCUAUUAGCAAUAACUUCCGAUCACUUCUUCCAGAUGUGUCACCCAUUUUGAAUAAGCAUUAUAAUAUCUGUGCUGUGGUCGGAAAUAGUGGUAUCCUGACAGGGAGCCGGUGUGGACAAGAAAUAGAUAAGUCAGAUUUUGUUUUCCGUUGCAAUUUUGCCCCUACGGAGGCUUUCCAAAGAGAUGUUGGAAGGAAAACCAACCUUACCACCUUCAACCCCAGCAUCCUGGAAAAAUAUUACAACAAUCUUUUGACCAUUCAGGACCGUAACAACUUUUUCCUAAGUUUAAAAAAGCUCGAUGGGGCCAUUCUUUGGAUCCCUGCAUUUUUCUUCCACACUUCAGCAACUGUUACCAGGACGUUAGUUGACUUUUUUGUUGAACACAGAGGUCAGUUAAAGGUCCAAUUGGCUUGGCCUGGAAAUAUAAUGCAACAUGUCAACAGGUACUGGAAAAACAAACAUUUGUCACCCAAACGUCUGAGCACAGGUAUCCUUAUGUACACCCUUGCAUCAGCAAUAUGUGAAGAGAUCCACUUGUAUGGAUUUUGGCCUUUUGGAUUUGACCCCAACACAAGGGAAGAUCUUCCAUACCAUUACUAUGACAAAAAAGGAACCAAAUUUACCACCAAGUGGCAGGAGUCCCACCAGCUGCCUGCUGAGUUUCAGCUGCUGUACCGAAUGCAUGGGGAAGGGCUCACCAAGCUGACUCUGUCACACUGUGCCUAAGAACUCCAAACAGAAAGUGCCAAAUGGCUGUUUAAAAAGUGCCCCAAAUCAAAUUGAAUAGUUGUCAGAAUAGGACCCUAGAGAAUUUCUUACAGUGAUUGUCUGCCAUUUAAGGAAAGAUAUCUUCUCUCCCUCUUUUGCAUUGCUCUUUUAAGGGUCUUAGGGCAGAUGCAAUGAAGCCACAUGAUUUAAACUUGAUAGAAGGAAUGUUACGUUUGGAACAUGCUGCUAACGAAAUGGUUUGAAGUAUUUUCAUGUUUGUAUUUUAAUACUAAAUUGCCUCCCAUUUUUUAUGAGGACUAGAGCUGUAGUUUCUGCAGCUUUGCUCAGAUACAGUCCUCAUAAUGAGAGGCCCCCUAGCCAAUUUGGGCAGGAUUUCAGUUUUGUCUUAGUGGGAUCAGACUCUUUGAAAUGGAAACAUAACUAGUUGCAUAUCAUCUCUCCCUCUCUGCCUCAGCCUCUGCCUCUUAUCUAUCUCCAUCUUUCUCCCU
Molecule: messenger RNA, 1754 nt
Organism: Pteropus alecto (black flying fox)
Lineage: Eukaryota; Metazoa; Chordata; Mammalia; Chiroptera; Pteropodidae
Gene: ST8SIA3
Product: ST8 alpha-N-acetyl-neuraminide alpha-2,8-sialyltransferase 3
Exons: 4
Coding region: 121-1263 (380 amino acids)
Biological process (GO): N-glycan processing; oligosaccharide metabolic process
Molecular function (GO): alpha-N-acetylneuraminate alpha-2,8-sialyltransferase activity
Source: RefSeq, a predicted model, not a curated record